This is a messenger RNA of Moneuplotes crassus, 2479 nucleotides long. NCBI's taxonomy places the organism in Eukaryota, Ciliophora, Spirotrichea, Euplotida, Euplotidae. The record is from the annotation of a GenBank genome assembly.
UGAACAAUGGAGAACUAUAAGGUCCUAGGAGAGGUGGGUGACGGCACCUACGGUAAUGUCUUCAAGGCAUUGCACAAACCCACCCAGCUCAUCGUGGCCAUCAAACAGUUUAAAGAUUCUGAGGAGGAGGACCCCCAUGUUAAGAAAACAGCUUAUAGAGAAAUAAAUGCCCUCGAUUCCCUCAGGCAUAAUAAUAUCGUCAAUCUUUUCGAAGUGUUCAAGCAUAAAGGCAGGAUUUAUCUCAUCUUCGAAUACGGCGAGAGGACGCUCCUGCAAGACCUUGACAUCACGCCUGAGGGGCUUCCUCCGGACCGCAUCCGCAAAUUCAUGUAUCAGAUGCUGAAAGGAGUUCAACACAUGCAUGAUAACAAUUUUAUUCAUCGAGAUAUUAAACCUGAAAACCUACUCAUCUCCAAAAAUGGGUUCUUAAAAAUAUGAGACUUUGGGUUUGCAAGAGAGCUCUGAGGCUACGAUGGAGCAAUCCUCACGGAUUAUGUCUCCACAAGGUGGUAUAGAUCCCCAGAACUCCUAGUAGGCGAUGCCGCCUACUCUAAAGCUGUAGACAUAUGGUCCAUUGGAUGCAUUUUUGCUGAAAUUUACAACGGGAUGCCUCUCUUCCCGGGAGAAUCAGACAUUGACACCCUGUACCACAUCCUCAAAGCUUGAGGGAAUGUGCUCACUAAAAAUCAGAAGAAGAAGUUCAGAAAGAACCCACUCUUCACUGGUGUUAAUCUCCCCAAAGCUGAUAUGGUGAAGCCAUUCGAGCAAUUAGUCCCAGAAAUGGGGCCAGUCGAGAUAGACCUCCUUCGAAAGCUACUAGCCAUCGAUCCAGUACACAGAGAAGAUGCCCAAGACUUCCUAGAUCAUGAAUAUUUCGACUCCAUUAGAAACAUUAUAGAAAUUGAAAUGCAAGAGAUCUCAGAGCUAGAUCAGGAGGAAUUCACCAAAUUCAAGGAAAACUUGACCACCAAUGAGCAAAGAAACAAAAUCUUACUAGAAGCGAGGGAUUUCAGAGAACAAGAGCAGAUUAAUAUCAGUUUUAACAAGGAGAAGUUCCUUAAUAACCCACCCAAAGAUGACAGCUCUUCAGACGAAAGCGAAGAGACUUCUUCCCAACUCCUUGACAACAUCGACUUGCUAGAAGAGGAAGAGUCUCUUCAACCAGAGGAUGAAGAGCUAUUUGAAACACCUUCUCAUGACCCAAAAGUUCCAAUAGAGGUUGAAGACGACUUAAGUGAGUCCUCCAACACCAAAAAUGGGGACGCUUCGUCCCAAAUCUCCAAAGAAAAAGCUGAUAUCUCAGAGGUAACUUCUCAAGGUAGCCCUGCCAGAGGCACUGAGAAUGUAAAUCCUUUAAACCUUCUAAAAACAGAAAUGAAAUCCCAAUUGCCGAAAGAGAAAGAUUCUCUCAAGAAGAUAACUUUCUCAGAAGAUGACCCCAAGAGAGGUAGGAGUAAUAACAUCCCCAACGGAGGAGCCCUGCUCAGGAACCGGAACAAUAAGUUCGCCUCUGAAGACCCAUAUUCUGACCAGAAGGUUAAGACCACAUACCUAUGGAAUGGAGAGACCCUCACCAAUAUGAAAGACACCAAUGCCUACAGUAAUAGUAUCAAAAAGGAGGUGUACUUCUUCAAGAACAAAAGUAAUGGUAUUAAAGCUAAUCCCAAAUAACCCUCGCCAGUUACAACUUGUUGGGAACUCCAUUGGAAGAGGAAGCCAAAGCAAGUCCAUCCUGCCCCGAGUGACCAAGACCUCUGAUGAAGUUGAAGCAAUUGAGAAGUCCCUGUUCUCAACUUCCUUCAGAAAUAAAAGUAAAAAGAUCAUUUAAACAAAUACCAAAAGGUCUAAUGGAACAGCUUUCCACGACUGUUGCUACUACAGGCCAUAACACAGGUUUAGGGUGGAACGAGUCCAUCAGAGGAUCCUCCAGAAUGGUCGCCAAAACGAGCAAUAUCAAGCUAGCUGAUAACUCAGGUUAUAAAUAUGAGAAUAAGUUCUUUCCCAGGAGGAACAUCAGCUCUAAACUCAAGUACGUCCAUGGGUUCUCCCGUCAGGGAAAGAGAAAGCCUGUUGAGAAAUAUCUCCCAAAGGGAUAUCUUCUCACUAAGGAGAAUAAUGGGAAGAGCAAUCUGUCCAGUUUCCCAGAGAAAAUAACUGGGUCUGUUCCACCAAGAACCUCGAGCAAAUUAACUGCGAAGUCAUACCUGAAGGGAACACCAGGUUUGAAGAAGUCUUACUUCUCUCCUGGCUGGAAGCAGAAGCCUCACCAGUACCAAGGACACCCUCCCAUCUACAAGAGAGUUGGCAAGGACAGGAUUAGGAAUGAGCCUUAUAACCCAAAAAUGAAGAGCCCUAGCAAGGAGAAUUUGAGACUAAGCAAGCCCCCUUGAAGACCAUCAGACAUCACCGAAAAUGUGAUUGUCUCUAAAUCAUAUCUUCUCCACCAUCGAUAAUUUUUCAUUUUGGUUCAACUGUUGAA